AUGAAGACUGUAUACGUUAUAGACGUUGAAAGUGGUAACUUGCAAUCCUUAUUCAACGCAAUUAAACGCAUUGGGGGUUAUGAUGUUAAAUUUAUUCAUGAUGCAAAAGAAUUCGCCGAUUACAAUAACAGUAUUGAAAAAUUAAUAUUUCCAGGUGUGGGUAACUAUGCUCAUUUUAUCAAGCAAUUACACGAUAGAGAGUUAGUGGGUCCAAUUACCAAGUAUAUUGAGAGUGGAAGGGCUCUCAUGGGUAUUUGUGUUGGAUUACAAGCAUUCUUCGAAAGUAGUGAAGAAAGUGAUAGUUCGGAGUAUCAAGGAUUGGGAUAUUUAAAAUUAGGUUUAUCCAAGUUUAACAAAUCAGAUCCAGUAUUUGCUCAAAGAAAACAAUUGAAGGCCGUCCCCCAUAUUGGCUGGAAUAGUGUUAAUACCAUUAAAGCCAAUAAUACUACUCUUCCUAAGACAAAGUCAUUAUUUGGUAUCAAUACAGUUAAUAAAUACUACUUUGUUCAUUCAUACGCGGCUAUACUUAAAGAUGAGCACCAAGAAAAGGUGGUAAGCGAAGCCGUUUCAAACGACUGGGAUGUUGCAUUCGCAAGAUAUGGAUCUGAGAUUUUUUUAGCAGCUGUUUCCUAUAAAAAUUUCUUCGCCACACAGUUUCACCCAGAAAAAUCAGGUGUUGCAGGGUUGAAAGUCAUCAAAAGCUUCUUGGAAGGCUCCAAAUUUAGUGAGGUAACCCCAUCUGAUGCUCAGCCGGUUGAUAAUAUUGAAAAUACAUUGAGUGGAUUGACCAGAAGAGUUAUUGCCUGUCUUGAUGUCAGAAGCAAUGAUGAUGGGGAUUUGGUUGUUACAAAAGGUGAUCAAUAUAAUGUUCGUGAAUCUUCUGGAGAUUCUGCUGAUAAUAAAGUAAGAAACUUAGGCAAACCUGUCGAGUUAGCAACAAGAUAUUACAAACAAGGGGCGGAUGAGGUUACAUUUUUGAAUAUAACCUCAUUUCGUAAUUCGCCUUUGAAGGAUUUACCUAUGUUGAAAGUCUUAAGUACUGCAGCUGAAACAAUCUUUGUACCAUUGACAGUAGGUGGUGGAAUUAAGGAUAUGGUUGAUCCUAUAUCUGGUGAAAAUGUACCAGCUGCGAAGGUAGCUAGUUUGUAUUUUAGAUCUGGUGCUGACAAAGUGAGUAUUGGAUCUGAUGCAGUCACAAUAGCUGAGAAUUAUUAUGCAAACAAUAAACAAAAAACGGGAACAAGUUCAAUUGAAACAAUUUCUGCUACAUUUGGUAGUCAGGCCGUGGUCAUAUCUGUUGACCCAAAGCGUAAAUAUGUUCUGUCCCCAUCUGAAACCACAAUGGAGACCAUUAGUAUUCAAGAUCCUCUGAAAUAUGGCCCAUCAGGUGAGAAAUACUGCUAUUACCAAGUAACUUCACAAGGUGGAAGAGUAACUCACGAAUUAGGUGCGCUUGAAUUAUGUCUUGCCUGUGAAGAUUUGGGUGCCGGUGAGAUUUUGUUGAAUUCAAUUGAUCAUGAUGGUUCUAAUAAAGGAUUCAAUUUGGAAUUGUUAAGACAAGUUAAACAAAAGGUUUCAAUUCCUGUUAUAGCUAGUUCUGGUGCUGGAAAUCCCGAACAUUUCAAAGAAGUGUUUGAGAUGGAUUGUGGAAUUGACGCCGCUUUAGGGGCUGGUUUAUUCCACAGAGGUGAAUAUGAAGUUAACGAUGUUAAGAAGUAUUUACAGAAAGAAUGUUCUAUGGAUGUCAGGUUAGAUGACACUGUAGAGUUAUAA
Debaryomyces fabryi is the source of this 1773-nucleotide messenger RNA. It is a transcript of the gene HIS7, whose product is annotated as imidazoleglycerol-phosphate synthase. The transcript has a single exon. Gene Ontology annotation, biological process: L-histidine biosynthetic process. The record is from RefSeq and is a predicted model, not a curated record. Gene Ontology annotation, molecular function: oxo-acid-lyase activity; imidazoleglycerol-phosphate synthase activity. NCBI's taxonomy places the organism in Eukaryota, Fungi, Ascomycota, Pichiomycetes, Serinales, Debaryomycetaceae. The coding region runs from base 1 to 1773 and encodes 590 amino acids.